AUGCUGACGUUCAAAUGGUUUGUUUCCGGAGGCAACAGCGGGGUGGUCGAGGUGUUCGUCGCCGAAGGCAUCGGACCGGCACUAGACGACAACUUGGUUGGUAACGUCCCGCUUCUGUGUCGAGUUCUGAUUCCCACGUUGGAUGCUGACGAAACAGAACACGAGUUCAACGGGUCGGCCAAACUGGAAGCAAGUCCUGCUGGCUCCGACAUCAUGAAAUUGGACAGAUCAAUAGAAGGCACUGGCUGUUGCAUUGUCGCUGGUUGUUUGUCCUGGGGCGGAGUCAACAACAUAUCGGGGGCUUGUUGGAAAUCUCCAAACAAAGGAAUGCCUUGUUGCAUUAAGUUCGAUCUGCUUGAAACAGCUAAAGUAUUUGCUGGGAAUUAUGGUCAAAUCACUAAUGUGGACAAAUGUGGCUGGUGA
This is a messenger RNA of Ogataea philodendri, 423 nucleotides long. RefSeq lists its product as uncharacterized. Lineage: Eukaryota; Fungi; Ascomycota; Pichiomycetes; Pichiales; Pichiaceae. The record is from RefSeq and is a predicted model, not a curated record. The coding region runs from base 1 to 423 and encodes 140 amino acids. The transcript has a single exon.